Molecule: messenger RNA, 2012 nt
Organism: Amoebophrya sp. A120
Lineage: Eukaryota; Dinophyceae; Syndiniales; Amoebophryaceae
Source: the annotation of a GenBank genome assembly
AUGAACGUUGUAAAAGAGGAGUCGAACCUGCUCUACGGCGGGCUGCUCCGGAAGGAUGUCGCGCGGAUGCCCGUGCACCAACAGCGGUAUCUGUACACGUCGUUUAUCCUGGUCCAGUUUCUCCUCACGCAAGUUCUCGGCGUGUACGCGAUCUUCCACUUACCGAGGUUACUGCACUUCUUUCUCUUCGUCGAUGCGAUUCUGUUCCUCUUUCUCUGGAAAAACCGGUUCAAAAACGUUUACUUCGUACCCACACUGAUCUGCACGACGUUUGGAUUGGCGCUCGGGGGACUGGCCGCGGCGUACAAUUGGCGUAUGUUUUUUGAGCACGUUGUUUUUUACGACACGGGGACCACCUACCGAAACGUCGUACCAACCAGCCCGGCGGAGGCCUUUUUGGACGCAUCGCAAAUGCAGUUCUCGCACGAAAGCAUCGUGGAAACGACCAGGGGAGUUGGGUAUACCAUAGGGAGUGUUAGUGUUUGUUUUUGCGAGGGAUAAAAGUACCUGCUUCAUCCUCACGACAAAGGAUUCCUUUGAAGGAAUACAAAUGAUUUACACGACAGCUGGCGUCCUGUCUUACUACCGCCCCAGCUAUCAAAAUUCCCGGUUUAACAACGGACUUAAACUUCAGGUACAAACGCAAAGGGACCAUGUACUGUAUCGCCCCCAUCGUGGAGAAGGACGCGGAGACGAGUUCGAAAGUCAGCUUCUUAUUGUAAAGAAAAAUCCCCACUCCCCAUAUUGAAAGUCCACUUGUCUGAAAAUUUGUGAUGCAGAUUUGUGACCACCAAUCACGUCUGUGUUGCAAGAAGGCGAACCCAGAGAGUCCGCCGCAUUAUGCGGGCGGUUUGUGAUGCUGUUGGGCUUACAGUCUAGACGUUUGCCAUGCUAGGCGCCUGCGUCAAAACCUCUCGACUCAGGCUUAGCAUAUGCCUGCAGUCCCCUACUGCAAGACAAGUCUGAUUUGUGUCCGGAAAUCCAGCAGCAGAAACUUCGCUUGGAAAUGUGGAGGGGGGAUUUUUCCUUUUGAUACGUCUGGGCGGUUGGCAUGAACUGUUGCGACACGGUCGGACACUUUUAUUGCGACAGUAGUAUCGAGCAAAGUGUGCACACGGCAUCGGUAAUACUACGACGGAAGCCCAGCAGGUUUUGGACGAAGAGCGGGUCGGAAAUAUUCGAGGAUGCGCAGGUAAAAGAGUACUGAUUCUGUAGGUAGAUAGGCUACCAGGGACUGCAUGCUUUCGCCAGGAUCCAUAAAGGAAGUGGAAGUUGAUCCAUUCUCGUUCUCUAUGCACUGAUUUUAAGUAGUACCUCAUCAAUCUAUCAUGUUCAUGUUGUUGUUGUCUGCCACAGCAAAAUCAAAAACGUCGUCUCACAGCUGAAAGCCGAGGGUCAAUUCAGUCUGCCGCACGAGGAACAUACUCUUUACGUGCGCUGGAUGAAGGACACGACGGAGUUACGAGAUACGUAUGUUGCGAAAAGUCUCGUCUUCUUCUUCGUGUCCGCCGCAGUGGUGGCGUUCCUGGGGUUCGGCUUCACCUUCGUCCUGACGAAGGUGUUUGCGUCCGUCCCGUCGGCAAUGCACAAUUUUCCAAACGGCGGGCUGCCAGGGAUGAACAACAGUUCAGCACUAGAUAAGAGCUACGGAUCAGUAGGCAGAGACUCACCGCUGAAGACGCGGAUGUUGUGAUUGCGAGCUCUGGAUCAAAUAAACUCAAAAUGUACUUACCGCUGCAUUCUGAUUUUCUUUUCCGCUCGGAGCUACGCACAGCGCUCCGGGUACUAAUGUGGAAAUUGAUGAAGCAGUCGCACAGUGCGUGAAAAUACGCGUCAGGAAUGAUGUUGUUGAUCAAGGCCAUCUUUUGUCCAUGUGACUGUGUUUUCCACAAACAGGAAAUCGUUCGCAACUCCAACUUUUUGCAAAACACUGCUCCCGUCUAAGUACAUUCACUUCUACCUCGCUACAGAAUCAAUAAAGCCUCUAAGUAGAUGAGACGUCAACAAAGGAG